Messenger RNA from Ricinus communis (castor bean), 2387 nucleotides. RefSeq names its product ribulose-1,5 bisphosphate carboxylase/oxygenase large subunit N-methyltransferase, chloroplastic. Gene Ontology annotation, molecular function: protein-lysine N-methyltransferase activity. Gene Ontology annotation, biological process: peptidyl-lysine monomethylation. Gene Ontology annotation, cellular component: chloroplast stroma. The transcript is spliced from 13 exons. NCBI's taxonomy places the organism in Eukaryota, Viridiplantae, Streptophyta, Magnoliopsida, Malpighiales, Euphorbiaceae. The record is from RefSeq and is a predicted model, not a curated record. The coding region runs from base 193 to 1773 and encodes 526 amino acids.
UGUAAGUUUACGCCUAGUGUCACAAACAUCCACAGCAAACCUACAAAUUAGAACUGCAAUCUCAUCUCGCUCUUCGCUCGAGCCAUCUCCUACUCUUAUCCUACUACUCUACACUAACCUAAAUAAAAUAUCUCCACAAAAUCUCUUUUCUUCUGCAGACAAUCCCUCAAUCAUUCCAAGAAAACCCUAACUAUGUUACCAUCAAUGGAAGUCAAUUCUUUACGCGACAAUUGCAUUUCACCUCUCGCUAUUUUCUCCUCAACCUCAUCUUCUUUCUGCAGGAUCCCCAAAUGCGCCGUUUCCUUUCGAUCAAUUCGGCGACAAAAGAAUUUGUGCUCUGCAUGCGGCUCCGAUACAUUGGUCGCUAAUUCUCGGAAGGAUGAUAGUAAUAGUAGUAGCAGUAGUAAUAGCAGUAGUAGUAAUAGUAAUAGGACUGGAGUUGUUGUGAGUGGUAAAAGAGAAGAAGAGGAAGAUUUGAAGGAUUGGAUGCAUAAAAAUGGAUUACCUCCUUGCAAAGUUGUUCUUAAAGAAAGACCUUCACACGAUGCUAAGCUUAGACCUAUUCAUUACGUUGCUGCUAGCGAAGAUCUUCAGACUGGUGAUGUGGCGUUUUCGGUUCCGAAUUCACUUGUUGUUACGCUCGAGAGAGUACUAGGAAAUGAGACCGUUGCGGAACUAUUAACCACAAACAAACUGUCGGAACUGGCGUGCUUGGCAUUGUAUCUCAUGUAUGAGAAGAAGCAAGGAAAGAAAUCAUUUUGGUAUCCAUAUAUAAGAGAGCUUGAUCGUCAACGCGGUAGGGGCCAACUAGCUGUGGAAUCUCCACUUCUAUGGUCAGAAGCUGAGUUGGCUUACCUGACUGGUAGCCCCACUAAGGCUGAAGUUCUUGAGAGGGCAGAUGGAAUUAAAAGAGAAUAUGAUGAGCUUGAUACUGUCUGGUUCAUGGCCGGGUCUCUGUUUCAGCAAUACCCAUAUGAUAUACCUACUGAAGCUUUUCCUUUUGAGAUUUUCAAACAAGCUUUUGUUGCAAUUCAGUCAUGUGUGGUGCACUUGCAGAAAGUCAGUUUGGCUCGGAGAUUUGCUUUGGUUCCUCUUGGACCCCCUUUGCUAGCUUACAGAAGCAAUUGCAAGGCAAUGUUAAGUGCUGUUGAUGGUGCUGUUGAACUAGUGGUCGAUCGUCCCUACAAGUCUGGGGAUCCCAUUGCUGUUUGGUGUGGGCCGCAACCUAAUUCAAAAUUGCUUAUAAACUAUGGUUUUGUUGAUGAAGAUAAUCGUUAUGACCGCAUUGUGGUGGAGGCGGCACUUAACACCGAGGAUCCUCAAUAUCAAGACAAAAGAAUGGUUGCUCAAAGAAAUGGAAAACUAUCAAUACAAGUUUUCCAAAUAUAUGUUGGAAAGGAGAAAGAAGCUAUCUCAGAUAUACUUCCUUAUUUGCGCUUGGGCUAUGUAUCAGAUCCUUCUGAGAUGCAGUCUGUUAUUUCUUCCCAAGGUCCAAUUUGUCCAGUGAGCCCUUGUAUGGAACAAGCUGUGCUGGAUCAGCUUGCUGAUUAUUUCAAGAGACGCUUGGCUGGAUAUCCUACUAGCUUGAAUGAAGAUGAGUUGAUGUUGGCAGAUCAUAACUUGAACCCUAAGAAACGAGUUGCUACUCAGCUGGUUAGACUGGAAAAGAAAAUUCUAAAUGCAUGUUUGCAGGCAACAGCUGAUUUGAUAAAUCAGUUACCUGAUCUUAGUGUCUCUCCAUGCCCAGCUCCAUAUGCUCCCAUAUUGAAAUGAAAAAGAAGAAAUCAUUAAUUGCUUUGUGGAUCUUGCAAAUAUGUGGAACUAAAUUCCAGUAUUGGUGAACAUGGGUUGUCUGCAACUUCUAUGAAAAUAAAGGUGUCCUUGGUUUAUGGUUCAUUGUAUCCUUGUUUUCUUAUUCCUAAUGGUUGCAACUUGUGGGCCUCUGUUGACGGGUGGCUUGCUUUAAGGUAUAUUUGACUUGGAUACUGCUUAAGGCACUGGAUGAAAUUGGCGUAGUUAGCUAUGCCUUUUAAGAGUUAAGAGUCAUUCAUGUUCCAUUCACGGGAUUGGUAGCCGUGCUUUCAUUCUUUAUUAUACUUUCAUUAGCCCAGACCAGCCUAACCUUUUUUCUUAUGUUUGUCAUCCUAUAUUAACUUGUUAGUUCCUUCAUCCUUAUGGUAAUUAGUCCUUGCUAAGCGUGAGGUAAUGGUGGAAAAAGAAAAGGUGGGUUGGAGAAACAGAAGAUAGACCAGAAUAGCUGUGGAGUCAAUAAUUUGGCUUUUCAUGAAUGAUUGCCUAUCUGUAAAUAAACAAACGGGUUUUGCAGUUUGACUGUUCAUUGUUUCUGUAACUUGUACAUCUGAGUAAAACUUCUUGUUGCUCGUGUU